GACUGUUAAAACCAAAACAGAAAGGACAUUAAAUAAAGAAAAUUAUCCAAGAUUCACUGAUAUAGUCUUCGAUUCAGACAGUAGCUCUUCGUGGAGCUGUUCAAGUACUUCGAGUACUGACAGUUCAAAAGAAGAAUCAAAAUUAUAUUGGUUCAUUGGACCUGGUGAAUUAGAGUCUAUUCUUCUGAACAAUUCUUGCCAAUGGUAUGUUAAUGAAAUAAACAUGUCAAAAAAGUUUAUGGAAUUUCGCCAACUUGUAAUCAAAAAGGCAUCUCUAGAUAUAAUUGAGACAGUUGGUGAUAAGUUGGCUUUGAACUUUAUCUUUUUAUUUGAGGACUCUUUUAACAAUGAGCUGUUAAAGGAUGAACAUCUUUGGAUUGGAAUUAUGAAUCAAAUAAAGUUAGAUUAUCCUCAAGAAUGUUUAACUACUAAUUGUUUAUUAAAAUGCCAUGACAUUUCAAAGAUGGCACAAAAUGAUUUUAAUAAAUGUAGAUCAUAUUUAAGGACAUUAUAUGAAUCAGAUGAUAUCCAGGAGUGUAUAUUAGAUUCUUACUAUAACAU
Messenger RNA from Entrophospora candida, 561 nucleotides. The record is from the annotation of a GenBank genome assembly. Lineage: Eukaryota; Fungi; Glomeromycota; Glomeromycetes; Entrophosporales; Entrophosporaceae.